Molecule: messenger RNA, 1574 nt
Organism: Sorex fumeus (smoky shrew)
Lineage: Eukaryota; Metazoa; Chordata; Mammalia; Eulipotyphla; Soricidae
Gene: MPV17
Product: mitochondrial inner membrane protein MPV17
Exons: 7
Coding region: 148-678 (176 amino acids)
Biological process (GO): negative regulation of feeding behavior
Cellular component (GO): cytoplasm; membrane; extracellular region
Molecular function (GO): hormone activity
Source: RefSeq, a predicted model, not a curated record
GCCCGGGAGCACGGUGCGGGGCGGCUGCGGGGACGGGCCGGGGUCUCUUGCACGCCUGGCCGCCAGCCUGGCGGUGGUGUGCGUUAAGCCCCAUCCCGGGAAGGGGCGGCGGGGGUGACCCCCUUUCCUCUCGGCUCGGCAGGAGGCAUGGCGCUCUGGCGGGCGUACCAGCGGGCGCUGACCGCUCACCCUUGGAAAACGCAGGUGCUGACGGCCGGGUCCCUCAUGGGCCUGGGGGACGCCGUCUCGCAGCAGCUGGUGGAGAGACGAGGCCUGCGCGAGCACCAGGCCACUCGCACCCUCACCAUGUUCUCCCUGGGCUGCGGCUUCGUGGGCCCCGUGAUUGGAGGCUGGUACCGGGUUCUGGACCGGCUCGUCCCCGGCACCACCAAGGUGGAUGCACUCAAGAAGAUGUUGCUGGACCAGGGGGCCUUCGCCCCUUGCUUCCUGGGCUGUUUCCUCCCCCUGGUGGGAGCACUCAAUGGGCUGUCAGCCCAGGCCAACUGGGCCAAGCUGCAGCGGGAUUACCCUGAUGCCCUCGUCACCAACUACUAUCUGUGGCCUGCCGUGCAGUUGGCCAACUUCUACCUGGUGCCACUCCAGUACAGGUUGGCUGUUGUGCAGUGUGUGGCUGUGGUCUGGAACUCCUACCUCUCCUGGAAGGCGCAUCAGCUCUAGGCCGCUGGACUCCAUCGUCCCCCACAGCAGAGAGGCGGCCUGGCCCCGGGAUGGGCAUCCCGACCCCUUCGGGCAGCACAGCCGUUUCCCUGGGCUUCACUUGCACGUUAGCAGUAAGACAUGGCCCGGGAAGGUAACAACUCCUGCAGAACUCUAGAAGCUUUAUUUUUGCUUUGGGGUUAGUGUUUGUUUGGGCCACACCCGGAUCUGCUCAGGGGUUACUCCUCGCUCUGCAUUCAGGAAUCACUCCUAGGGGGUUCGGGAGGCCAUAUGGGAUGCUGGGGCUUAACCCAGGUUGGCUGGAGCAGCUUUAGAAUGGCCUCCCACCCCACCACGGGUCAGCACUCUGUGAAUCUUCGUUGAACAAUGUGUCAGCAUCCAUUUACAUUCAUAUGUCCACAAAUGCCAGCAAGCCCACCUUGUCAGCACACGGGUUUCUCUGACCCUGCCCUUAUCCAGACGAUGGUUUCAGCUCCCCUUUAAGCCUCCAUACCUGUGAGUAAAGACACGGUCAGCUCCACAGAGGCUGGACAUCAGAGCCGGCAGAUAACAGCUGGGACACUACUGCUUCUAGAAAGAAACCUAGAGACCGCCCAGCCCAGCCUUGCACAGAUGAGGACAGGAGGUGACCUGCUGCGUCAGAAAUCAGUGCUUAGUGGACAUGCACAGACAGCACCCCCGAACCCACGCCCCCAUUCAUAUGGAAAGACCAGGGUGGUGGAAUGGGGCCUUGGGGGGAGAGGGGGACCCCUCAUGCACGAGUCCUCAAGAAAUCAGUGCCUUAUGAGAGCCUCGGGUGGGCUGGGGCAGGGUGCCAUCUCUGACCCAGAAAGUGGGCCCUCCAGACCAAGCCCGGGGGCCCUGACCUUGAACUUGCAGCCUUCUGUUGAGAGCAA